Molecule: messenger RNA, 1655 nt
Organism: Pteronotus mesoamericanus
Lineage: Eukaryota; Metazoa; Chordata; Mammalia; Chiroptera; Mormoopidae
Gene: NUFIP1
Product: nuclear FMR1 interacting protein 1
Exons: 10
Coding region: 29-1513 (494 amino acids)
Biological process (GO): box C/D snoRNP assembly
Cellular component (GO): nucleus
Source: RefSeq, a predicted model, not a curated record
ACGCUGGGUUCCCUACCUGGCAGGCGGCAUGGCAGAAUCCGCUGGUGGUUUCGUGGCUCCCAAGGGGUGGUUUUCAGCUCCCGAGCUGAUCCCCACGUUGGGGCCUCUGAGCAACACAGCCCCGGCGCCGCACAAUUGGAUGCUCUGGGCCAUGUUGCCGCCCCCGCCACCGCCUUCGUCGUCGCCUUCUGCGGGAGGGUCACAGCCUUGCCCGGAGGCACAGCCCCCGGUGGAGACCCCGGCGCUCUCCGAGGCGCCUCCCGGCUUCGACACCCAGACUCUUCCCGGGGUUCAGUCCCUUUUCGACACCCAGUGCCGCCUCGAUUCUCAGCCUCAAGUCAACGGCCAGGCUUCCUGGAACUUCCAGUCUUCAACAUCAUGGCCCUGGAGACAGUCUCCUGGUAGUUUCCCUUGGCAUCAGAAAUCCCAGGACACUCCGGUUAAACAUUCUUAUUUUCCACAAAAAUAUGAUGCAAAGCUUACUGACUUCAACUUCCCUCCCAGUAGAAAACAUAAAAAAAAGAAAAGAAAAGAACCAGUUUUUCACUGUUUUUGUGAUACCUGUGAUCGUGGUUUUAAAAAUCAAGAAAAGUAUGAUAAACACAUGUCUGAACAUACAAAAUGUCCUGAAGUAGAUUGCUCCUUUAGUGCACACGAGAAGAUUGUCCAGUUCCAUUGGAGAAAUAUGCAUGCCCCAGGUGUGAAGAAGAUCAAGUUAGACACUCCAGAGGAGAUUGCGAGAUGGAGGGAAGAAAGAAGAAAAAACUACCCAACUCUGGCCAAUAUUGAAAGGAAGAAAAAGUUAAAACUUGAAAAGGAAAAGAGAGGUGAAGUAUUAACAACAACACAAUAUGGUAAGAUGAGGGGAAUGUCCAGACAUUCACAGAUGGCAAAAAUCAGAAGUCCUGGCAGACAUCACAAAUGGAAAAAUGACCGAGCUGGACAGAGAGCAGCCAUUGGAUCAGGCAACCAUUUGUGUGACUUGCAGCCUGAAGGUCGACCCGAGACAAAUGCAGACCCUCUGAGUGUUUUGGUAAAUACUGAUUCUGAGUCUGAUAAAGAGGAGAAACCACUACUAAGUACUGUCAUACCCAAGGAAGUGACACCAGCCCUGUGCUCACUAAUGAGCAGCUAUGGCAGUCUCUCAGGGUCAGAGAGUGAGCCAGAAGAAGCUCCCAUUAAAACUGAAGCAGAUGUUCUCGUGGAGGACCAGAUUCUUUAUAGCGAUACUUUUGAGAGACCAAGUCAAGAUGUUAAAGUGACUAUUGGAAAUUUCUCAGAAGCCAAGUAUAAGAGUCAAAAGAAAAGUUUCAAAAAGACAAACCCGAAGAGGAAAAAAGAUUAUCACAACUGUCAUCCAUUAUUUGAACCAAGAACACAUCAUCCAUAUCUCCUGGAAAUGCUUUUAGCUCCAGACAUUCGACAUGAAAGAAAUGUGAUUUUGCAGUGUGUUCGGUACAUCAUCAGAAAAGACUUUUUUGGACUUAAUUCUACAAAAACUGAAGAUGUGUAGGUGUGUAAUGUUUCAGCACUCAUAACUGAAGCAUGUAAAAUAGUGCCAUCCUCACGUUAGUGGAGGAAAACUUAUUUUUAAACUUGAUUAGCAAUUAAAUUGUAAGCUUCAUAUGAUAUUAUGUUGGAUUUUUCAAGUCUUU